CAGGCGGGGCCGGCGGCUGAGGCUGCUGCUGAUCGCGGCUGCGGGCGGGGCCGGCCCGAGUGCUCUGCCUUGGGCGUCGUGUGCUCGCUCGGCCUCACCGCGUAACCCUCCGUGUAAGAAACAGGCCAUUCUUCUGAAGUUUCUACUGAUCCUCAUAUUGUGAUAUUUUUGGAAUUUCUACUGAUUGCUGGAUCACCACAGCUGGAAAAAAAAGUAACAGAAAGUUUGAAGUCAUGUCCACAAAACCAAAACUUUACUACUUUGAUGGAAGAGGCAAGAUGGAAUCAAUUCGUUGGUUGCUGGCUGCAGCUGGGGUCGAGUUUGAAGAAGAGUUUUUGGAAACCCGAGACCAGUAUGAGAAACUCCUGCAAGGUGGAUCCCUGCUAUUUCAGCAGGUGCCCAUGGUGGAGAUGGAUGGGAUGAAGAUGGUGCAGACCAGAGCCAUCCUCAGCUACAUUGCAGCAAAGUACAACCUCUAUGGGAAGGACCUGAAGGAAAGAGCCUUGAUUGAUAUGUAUGUUGGAGGAACUGAUGACCUUAUGGGCUUCAUUUUGAUGUUCCCUUUCUUAUCAGCAGAGGAUAAAGAGAAACAACGUGCUUUAAUAGCUCAAAAGGCAACAAGCAGGUAUUUCCCAGUGUAUGAAAAGGUAUGGAGAAGGAUCAUUUUCUUCCUUGAUUCUGGAGGGAUAACAAUGGGAACACUGGGUGUUUCACCACAACCAGAAGCAGAAGUGCCAGUGCAGUACUUUACACCAGAACAUUCAUACUGUGUGUUGGCUGGAGGGAAAUCAGAGCAGUAUCAGAUACGUUGGGGUGGGUCAACCCAAGAGACUUGCAAUGUAUUUUCUUCCCCAUGUGCAGGUGAGGAAGGGAGCGAUACAGCAGCUUUGAUGGACUUCUGGUACCCAGCCAGGGUCAACCCCACCACAGUAAUUGCAUUGCAAAAGCAGUGCUAAUUGUCUUUGUUUAACAUUUCAAAUACAUCUCAGUUGGGUUUUUGUAAACACAGUAAUACACAGCUAUCACUGCUGACUUUUAGCCAUACUGGAAUCUUGGUGUUUCUCUAACUGAUAAUUUGAGAGAUAGGACCCAAUAGAUACUCUCAAUGGAAAUUAAUAUGCAUGGACAGGAUGAUCUAGCAGGAAUAGUUCCUCUCCAUUUUAAAGACUAAAGGAAAACUGUUUUUCACUUUGCAAGGUCUCCUAUAGGUGGUUGCCAGGGUGCAUUCUGCCCUAUAUUCCACUUGUUGCAUCUUAGCACUAAUGCUUUAGGCCAAUCUCUUUUAUACUAUAUACCUCUUUUAUACUUUCAUAGGCCUCUCUUUUAUACUCUCUAUUUUCCCAUUGAAGCUGUAAAAAUGUAUAGAAAAAAAUCCAGAUAAAUUAGACAUGAAAGAUGUGAAUACCAAGAAGGUAUCUAACCCUAUAGUCUAGUACCCAAGGUUACCUAGAGUUGUAGGAAGAAAGGAUUGGUACGAAGAAGUCUGAGAUUUGGUAUUCUGGAUUUCUGCUGUAAAAUGAUCAGUGACUGCUGGUGUAUGCCCUGUUCCCCCUGUUAGCUGCAUGGGAGAGAAGGAUGAAAAAGAGACAGUAGUGUUGUCAAAGAAGGUGUGCCUGUGAAUUUUGAAAACAUGAACCUCAGCUGGCUAUCCACACCUGAGUGUUUUCAUCUAU
Camarhynchus parvulus is the source of this 1673-nucleotide messenger RNA. RefSeq names its product glutathione S-transferase 3. The transcript has 6 exons. Gene Ontology annotation, molecular function: glutathione transferase activity. Gene Ontology annotation, biological process: glutathione metabolic process; xenobiotic metabolic process. Lineage: Eukaryota; Metazoa; Chordata; Aves; Passeriformes; Thraupidae. The record is from RefSeq and is a predicted model, not a curated record. Bases 234 to 956 code for a protein of 240 amino acids.